Hansenula ciferrii is the source of this 1212-nucleotide messenger RNA. RefSeq names its product alkene reductase. The record is from RefSeq and is a predicted model, not a curated record. NCBI's taxonomy places the organism in Eukaryota, Fungi, Ascomycota, Saccharomycetes, Phaffomycetales, Wickerhamomycetaceae. Gene Ontology annotation, molecular function: NADPH dehydrogenase activity; FMN binding. The transcript has a single exon. Bases 1 to 1212 code for a protein of 403 amino acids.
AUGACUAAACCAGAAUUUGACCAAAGAAUUAAACCAGUCUCAUUAAAAGAUACAAACUUAUUCAAACCAAUCAGUUUACCAAAUAAUAUCACUUUAUCUCAUAGAUUAACUUUAGCUCCAUUAACAAGAAUCAAAGGUGAUCCUAAAACUCUUGUUCCAAAUGUUGAAUUAGCUUCUCAAUAUUAUGAUCAAAGAUCAAAACGUAUAGGUACUUUAAUCUUAACAGAAGGUAUAUUCUACUCCAAAGAAUGUGGUGGGUUUUAUGAUGGUAUUUCAGGAAUUUGGAACCAAGAUCAAAUUGAAGCAUGGUCCAAAAUUUUUGAAAAAAUUCAUUCAAAUGGUUCUUUUGUUAUUGCUCAAUUGUUUCAUUUAGGUAGACAAGCUUUACCAGAAUAUGUUGCUAAGAAUGGUCUUACUUAUAGAGCACCAUCUACUGGGGUUUAUAUCAAUGAUGGAUCUGCACCUUUUGAAGAACAAGCUAAAGAGUUUAAUACUCCAUUAACAGGUUUCACUACUGAAGAAGUUGAACAAGAAAUUAAAAAUUUCGUUCAAGGUGGUAUUAACAGUAUUAAAGCUGGUGCAGAUGGUGUUCAAGUUCAUGCUGCAAAUGGUUAUUUAUUAAACCAAUUCUUAGACCCAGAAUCUAAUAGAAGAGAUGAUAAAUAUGGUGGUUCAAUUGAAAAUAGAUCAAGAUUCAUUUUAGAAAUUGUUGAUCAAUUAACUACAGCUAUUGGAGCUGAUAAAAUUUCAGUUAGAUUAUCACCAUGGUCUAAAUUUGGUGGAUUCCAAGGUGCUCAAGAUGAUCCAACUUUAUUAGCCCAAUAUGCACAUUUAGUUGGAGAAUUAGAAAAAAGAAGAAAAUCAGGUUCAAAUUUCCAAUUUAUUGAUCUUGUUGAACCAAGAGUUGAUGGUGCUGAUGAUAAAUCAUCCAAAGAAUUUCUUAAAAGUGGUUCAAAUAAAUUUAUUUAUGAUAUUUGGGGUGGUUUAAUUGUUAGAGCUGGUAAUUAUAUUGGUAAUAUUGAGGCUUUAACAAAAGAUGUUAAUGAUGAUAAUAGAACUUUAAUUUCAUCUGGAAGAUAUUUCAUUGCUAACCCUGAUUUACCUGAUAGAUUAGAAAAUGGAUGGCCUUUGAAUAAAUAUGAUCGUUCAAGUUUUUAUGUUAAUGGUACUGGUGAAGGUUAUAUUGAUUAUCCAGUUUAUAAAUCGGAAUAG